GGCGUCCUUCUUGCCACCAGUCAGCUCUCAAGGCCCUGACGUCUAUUUUAUAUACUGUAGAUAGCUAGAUGUAUCGAAAGAUAGAUAGAUCUAACUGAGAGUAGAGGAACACAGUUACCAUGGAGACGGCGUCGCUUACUGUCACUGCAGUGCCCGUAGAGAAUAAUAUGACGCAGUUGGGACCGAAGGCAACAAAAAUCAGAGAGAGGCUUCGUAGCAACAUAGAUGAAGACGAGAACAUGACGGUCAGCAGAGAGGACGCGGUGGUAGUACAAGCUACCCAGGCGGGCAAGAGUUUCAUGCAGGCCCUACACCAUCACGAACACAAGCUACAUGCUCUAGUGAAGCAUGGCUGUACCAUGGUGGGGAAUGUGGAGGUGGCGGCGCUGAGUGGGGAGGUGAAGGCAGCGGUUGAGAGCGAGACGCGGAGGGACGCCUGGAAGAACACCCUGGAGGAGGACACCCGGAAGACGCAGGAGGCACUGAAACAGAUCCACCAGUACUGGGAGAAGGUCGUCACACUCACUAUCCCCGAGGACCUUUAUGAUGGUCUGUGUCAACUCAGAGACUGGAGCCAAGAACUGACGGAGCAGAAGGUGUGGGUGAUUGGGGCCCUGCGGGGGGAGCUUCGAGUUCUAGACGCCACCUACACGGAGGAGAUGCUUCAACACGCUCACCAGAGGUCAGAACUCUUGAGGCGAAUCACUGAACACGUCACAGAACUGCACCAAGCUUACCGCCACUCACUCAGAGAAGUCCAGGGUGUAGAGGACAAGGAGAGGGCGGAGCUGGUGGAGUACUACGGGCGGGUGUGGGACGAGGCGGUGACGGAACUGAACCAAAAGCUUCAAGACCUCCUACACGACCGCCUCAACAACCGAACCUCCCGCAUGGAGCAGAUCAUCGAGCUCAAGCUUCAUGGUGCCGCUCCCCACACUGCUAUCAAGGACAAACUCGACUCAGAUAUCGAGAAGGUACUGGUGGAGGUGAUGAGGAUGAAGGCGGCGCAGCAGGUGGAGGAGAGUCAGCUACGGUACAGCCAGCAGGUACUACAACAGCAGUACAGGGAGACGACCGCCAUGGUGAGCGAGGCCAGACGUACACUCAACGCCAUCACACCAACACUCAACAACUACAGGAGGAAGGCAGAGGCAGCGAAGGAGAGACGUGUCGCGCAAGAACAGGCAAAGCUGCGGGAGGCGGGAAGGAUGCGGGAACUGAACCAACAGUACCGCAAGCGUCUGGCCAACAACUCCGCUUUCUUCAGCCAACAAACACAAGGCCUCUCUCAAAUGCACUACCAGAAGCUCCACGAACUAGUAAUGGAGGUGGUGGAGACCGAGAGAGCCAUUCAGCACAGUGUGUUAGCGCGGGAGUGGGUAGAGCCAGACCUAACCACCCUGAGCGACCUGGCGCCAGCACCCAAUCCCCGCCAAACACAUGCCCUCGCCGCCGCCACCAAGAUACUCCAGCCCUCCCAAGAUGGUUCAGUGGACGGAUUUGAGGGAAGCCUGAGCGUGGACGAGCAGUUCCUCACCAGCCUGGCGGAGGAGGCCGUCUUCCUCAUCAACACCGACACCUCACACCUCACACAACACGGUCCCCUCCUCAUACUCGAGCACAUCUUCUGGGAGAUAGGUAUCCACACAGAGGCAGAUGUGCUGCGUCUGCUGCGUGUGGCCAGGCGUUACAUCUCCCAGCGUCCUCCUGGGUCACGUGGCAGAGGAAGAGAGGAAGAGGAGAGGGAGGAGGAGGAGGAGGAAGCUAUUGGCGGCAGGUGGCGUGAAAGCGACCGACUCUUUACUCCCGCGGACACGUUGAAUGUUCUAAUAACUUUUUGUAAUGCCAGAAAAUCUGGGGAGGAAGGAAGUGUUGGGGCAGCUGAUGUAGACGAGGAGGGCCCUUUGUACGCCCAAGAAGGAGAGGAGGCCGCCCGCUGGUCCUCCUUCCUCAACAACUUCUGCAAGAGGAUUAGGGUGUGGACGGCCACCAGAGACGCUCUCACUCAGUACCGCGACGUGCUUAUAGGUCGGCUGGAGGAGAUGCGUAAGGUGGAUCGUCUUCGUCGGGAGAACGCAGAGCUCAGGUUUCUCCUGCAGGGUGUUGUGAACGAUCUGUAACCUGGGGCCUAGCUACUGCUUGGGUGCUUCCUGUGCCAUUUCAUCAGUGACAAAUUUUUCGGGUUUUACUGGAAUUCUUAUCAGUUAAUCAUGACUGUUCCCACCAAUUGUUUGAUAUAUGUUGCUAUUGUUAUAAAAACUGUAAUUUACUUCGUAUUGCAACAGCUCUGGUCAUGCUUUGGAUGAUAAUAACGCCAGUGAAUUUCCUCUUCGUUUUAAAGGCUUGUUGAAUAAUUAAUGCACAUUUGCUUUUCGUUUGUCUGCACAAUAAUAUUAUCUUCUGUCGAUUGUUAUGAUGAUUACUGCGAUAACAGAAACAUAAACAAAUACAUAAUAAAUAUCAAAAUGUU
Homarus americanus (American lobster) is the source of this 2470-nucleotide messenger RNA. Its product is annotated as dynein regulatory complex protein 1-like. The record is from RefSeq and is a predicted model, not a curated record. The transcript is spliced from 15 exons. Lineage: Eukaryota; Metazoa; Arthropoda; Malacostraca; Decapoda; Nephropidae. Bases 120 to 2120 code for a protein of 666 amino acids. Gene Ontology annotation, biological process: cilium-dependent cell motility; regulation of cilium movement; axonemal dynein complex assembly. Gene Ontology annotation, cellular component: axonemal dynein complex; axoneme.